AUGUCCCUGGACCCCGUGAUGCCCCCCUACAACGCCUCCGACCACCACGCCAGCUUCCUGUCCUCCUCGUGCCUCGACUUCCUGCUCAUCGAGCUCGUGCCCCUCGCCCACCGCGUCGCCAGCAGCCGAGGCGCGUCCCGCAGCCUGCCGGGCCCGCCGCCCGCCGAAGCUGCCGCGAAACCGCGCCCGGCCGCCGCACCUUCGGACUCGGCCCACCCCUCCAGCUCCGGGGGGAAUCGCAAACUCGACGACGACGAGGACCUCGACGCCGUGCACCUGAGGCUGGAGUCGCUGGGGUACCGCGUCGGGCAGGGCCUGGUGGAGAGGUUCUCGAGAGACAGGCCCCGCUUCAACGACACGCUCGAGGUGAUCAAGUUUCUCUGCAAGGACCUCUGGUCGCUGGUCUUUGGGAAGAACAUUGACAACUUGAAAACGAAUCACCGCGGAGUCUACGUCUUGACGGACAAUGCGUUCCGGCCUUUUUCGCGAAUGAGCACCGAUGCAGGUGGUCAAGCAGUCGUGCGGGCGCAGCCGUUUCUUUGGUUCCCUUGCGGAAUAGUGCGGGGGGCAUUGGCAGCGCUUGGUACAAGUGCAACCGUCGAGGCUGAGAUAAACGAUCUUCCCGGCGCCGUCUUCCAGAUCAAGGCCCUGGGGCCCAAGCCAUAG
Molecule: messenger RNA, 666 nt
Organism: Ustilaginoidea virens
Lineage: Eukaryota; Fungi; Ascomycota; Sordariomycetes; Hypocreales; Clavicipitaceae
Exons: 4
Coding region: 1-666 (221 amino acids)
Biological process (GO): endoplasmic reticulum to Golgi vesicle-mediated transport; regulation of GTPase activity
Cellular component (GO): trans-Golgi network; TRAPP complex; cis-Golgi network
Source: RefSeq, a predicted model, not a curated record